AGACACAAAACAGAGGCAGACUUAUGCAUUCAAGAUCACUCUUCCAGUCUGCGCUCUUAAAUAUUUCACAGCCAACAGAUAAAGUUUAAUAAACAACUGUCACUGCUGCAUAAAUCUACUGGACAAUGUACGAUCUCGACUCUCCACUUUUCAAACCCACGCUGAUGCAUGCUCUAAUAGGUCUCUUCAGUGCCUGUUUAAAGCUCUAAUCAAAGGGAAUUUUCAAUUUAUUUUGCUCUCCAGAGUUAUACGGGAAAUCUUAUUUUAGCAAUUAUUGAGAGUGGAACAACGAAGGGCAUUUCCUGCAGAGCUCAGCAGUGAGCAGCAUGGAGAAGCAACGGUGGAAACAUGAAACUUUCUUAGUGCUGUUUCUUGUCCUGGUUCAGAUAUUUGGCUUAGAAGAUGGCAACCGACAGACAGCAGAGAUCUGUUCCACGCAUACCAUUUUACCUGGACCGAAAGGAGAUGAAGGUGAAAAGGGAGACCAAGGAGAAAUGGGAAGAAGUGGGAAACUUGGCCCCACAGGAUCCAAAGGAAACAAAGGAGCAAUUGGUGAUAUUGGUGAGCAAGGAAUGAUAGGUAAAAUUGGACCAAUUGGCAGAAAAGGUGACAAAGGGGUAAAGGGUGUAUCUGGAGUCCCUGGAGGAAAGGGUAAAGCAGGUGCUGUCUGUGACUGUGGGAAAUAUCGCAAAGUUGUCGGACAACUGGACAUCAAUGUGGCUCGACUCAAAAGUUCCAUUACAUUUGUAAAGAAUGUAUUAGCAGGCAUCAGAGAAACAGAAGAAAAAUACUAUUACAUUGUUCAGGAAGAAAAGAACUACAAGGAAGCUCUCACUCACUGCAGGAUUCGAGAAGGAAUCCUAGCCAUGCCGAAGGAUGAAGCUGCUAAUGCGGUGAUUUCUGACUAUGUCUCCCAGAGUGGCCUCUUCCGAGUCUUUAUAGGGGUGAAUGACAUAGAGAAGGAAGGUCAGUUCAUGUAUGCAGACCGUACACCAUUGCAAAGCUACAGCAACUGGAAGGAAGGAGAGCCUCAGGACACCUACGAGAAUGAGGACUGUGUGGAGAUGCUAAGCACUGGAAAAUGGAAUGAUACGGAAUGCCACCUCACUAUGUAUUUUGUCUGUGAAUUCCCAAAGCGGAGGAAGUAGGCAGAAGAAGAUACAUACAAGCACCGUAGAAUGAUUCUUUGACAGCUACAGGAUUUAGGCCUGUCUUUCCCAUCCUGAUGCCCCUAGAACAGUUGGACUUCAAUUUUCAUCAUCCUGACACAGCACAAGCAAGGAAUGAUGAGAGCUGGAGUUCAAGACAUCUGGAGGGCACCACAUUAAGGAUGAAGGUUCUUGGGAAAGAAUUUGGUUCAAAUUUAGGAGCACAGGAACAAAUUACAAUUGGACAUUAAAAUUCUAAAUCCUUCCAAAUUAGUAUUUUAGUACCACAGAGUUAAUAUGGUGUUUUGUUCCUUCGGCUAAGACAGGGUAGGCAACGUGCUACCUGCAAGCACCAAUGUAUCACCAGACACUUCCCUUGGUGUGCACCAGAUCCCAUCUUAAGUGAUAUAUUUUAAAGAUUAUUUUAGUAAAAAAAAAACCCAGAAAGCUGCCAAACUGCAAAAUGAAGCCUAAAUGUCUACCAUCAUAUUUAUUUGCUUCAGAACUGACAAUGGUCAAUAAACUCACUUAUUGGGAUGAUAGGAGGGUAGUUCAUCUUCAGUUAAAUGACUAUUUUGUGAGUGGUCACGCCCACAAUAAUACUGUACCUAUUUUAUGAAGAGAUAAGUCUUCCACAACAGCCAUCUUUUGAAAGAGCCUACCUCGUGCUCUCACAAUUUCAAAUGUGGCCAUAAUCUCUUUCAUCUACUUACUCCUUACAUUAUGCACAUAUGCAUCUGAAGAAAAUGUAGCCUUAUGGCACGCAUGGCAGGGACAAGGGAAAUCAGAGCCACAACAGAACAAAGAAAAUAAAUUUUUCAGCUAGAAAUGUGUGAGUUGAUAACAGAGCAGAGUUCCAUUCCAGAAGAUUUAUGUGUGGAUUUUUAAUUAAUUCUCUGGAUAUAAAUCCGUGGGAAUGGUGGAGAUUUAUUUACUUCUGCAAAUGUACAAGAUGCCCAGGUUCUCAACCCCUUCUUUAUAUUUAUGGCAAAAGGACUUUGUUACAGAGAUUGCAUCUCCUUUGUCAUGCUUCCUGGAAUAACCAUGUGACUGUAUGAUUUGUGGGGUCACAGUCAGUCCAGGAAGUGCUACAAAAGGCAGCCCAGACUACUAUGAUUGGUGAGACUUUCUGCUUUGAUAAAAUAGGAAAAAAAUGGAUGUCCUGAUAUCUUUUCAUAUCUUCAAAAGUGAGAUAGAUUUUCUUCCUGGAAAUUUGAUCCUAGCAAAAUACAUGGCAACAUUCUUUUAUAUCUUUACUUCAAUAUAGCCAAGUCUCAGUUCCUUGCAUAUUUAUAACCCAGUUCUAAGAAAGGUUGUUGGAAGGUAUUGGUCACUUGAAUUUAGUCUCGGUCUAUACAUGCAGAAGAAAAAGAUGGUUAAACAGUUUGCAGAGCUCCAGUUGGUAAACAGGAAAACAUUUGUGAUUGCUCCCCCACUGAUAGAAUCCCCCAAGGGUUUUGGGGGUUGGUUUUGUUUUGGUUUUUUGAGCAAAAUUCAAGGUGGGACCCCCUCAUGAAUAUUUCCUCAUCAGUGAUUAUGGCACAGUAUCAAGUCCAUAACAGGAGAAUACAACCCAGAAGGAGAGAUUCACAAUUAAUCUCAUUAGUUAAUUGAUUGUCAAGAAGGUAAGAUGUUAAUGUACUGAAUCUUGAAAACUGAAUAAGACAGAAUGCUAGCAUUCAUUUAUUAACAAACGCAUUAAAGCAGGGUCUCUGAGAAUAAUUUCCACCUCUUUUUCUCAGGAUGCAAGACCAACGAGGUAACCAUCUUUUUUCCAGAUAAGGCUGAUCCGGAAAUAUCCAUCUGCUUAUUGUUAUAAGUGUUAGUGUUUGGUAUACCUCCUUUUCUUCCCAGCCCUAAAGAUCUCUUUUGAACACAUUUUUCUGUUGCAUCUUAAGACAGGAGGUUAUCCUUGAGGGCACAAGGCAGGCUGUGUAUCACAGAGUUUUCUCCUACCCCACUCCCAACAUCUAUGGCCUGAGGUCCUUGUUUCAAUCUACCUCUUAGUAUGGCCCGCCCUGCCUACUGCAACAAAUCAAAACAGAAAACCAGUGCAGCAGGCAAAAAUCUGGGCUAGUUUUCUGUUAAAGGAAAUGUAUAGUUUUACUAACAUAGUAGAACCCUUCAUACCAGCAAUAGGAGAAGAUGCAAAGAUCCAGCUUUCAAUUUAGAACUGCAGUCCUACUCUGAAGUACUGCUGUGGUGACCAGCUACAAUUGCAACACCACAACCAACAGAAAUACAUAGGGUUUAUUUUACCUAUUGUUCUUUGGGACAUUUUGCUAAGAUCGUUUUCAUUUGUGACCAUGAGGAGCCAGAAGAGUAGAAGAACUUGAAUCACAAGUUCAUUUGAGAGACAACAUUGGCGUCACCACUUUUCUGGGCUGGUCUUCAGUCUCUAGUAUCGUUCAGCCAAAUUUGCAUCCUCUGCAGAGAUGCUGGAAAAGGGAAGUAGUAUUUGUUUAAAAAUAAUUAUAAGAUGUCACCCAAAGGAAGGUAUUAUCCAACUGUAGUUAAUUUUUUCACUGACUAGAGGCAGACAAGGGUAGAAAAUCAAAACAGCAGUUGUUGUAGAGAAAACUAAUUGUAUCUGUCUCUGGAAAUGAGAUGUUGAUGCUAUUGACUCAGCACAUUAAAAUGCCACUUGAUGCUACUUUCACAGCAUCAAUAAAUAUCUAUGAAGGGGCCUGGGACCAAACUAGUCUUCUUCUUUUCUGUACUGAACAUACAAUAGUCUAAACAGAGUUUAUGGAACCCCCAAAUUAAGUAAAAUGGCUAAAAUCACUUGAGAGCAACAACUCUCACAAGUUUUCAAUGUUUUCACAUGAGAUAAUGCAAGAUCUUGGGGAUGAAACUGCCAAAGACUCAUAAGAUUUAGUGCAUAAAAAGGUUGGCCCAUUCCUUGAAAAGGCCAGAAUUGAUGAUGCACUCAUGUUGGGAAUUGUUUUAAGUUGUCCCCUACUUUCUUCUGAGGUUAGAAGUUGUUGGUUAUCUGUCAUGGUUGUAAUCUUACGGAAUGGUCUCAUUAGAACUGAAGUUUGCUUCAUCAGUAAUUAAGAUGCGUUUGUUGAUUAAUGUGCAGCUGCCAUCAAGAUGAUAAUUGAUUUUAGUGACGGCUCUGUUAUUGUUUUUAUUAUUACUAUUACUAUUAUUAUUAUGGCUAUUUAUAUUUUAAAUUUAUUCGUUAUUAUUGUGGAGCUUUUAAUUGUACUUGGAUGUUUUAGCUAUACCAUGGAUAUUUUAAAUUGUGGAUGGACAUUAUUAUUGUUAACUGCCAGAAGUCCUCUGCAGAUUCAGCAGUAUGCAAAUGCAAUAUAUAAAGAAUAACAGGUUGAUACAGUUCUGUUGGAAUUUAGAUGCAUGGUGAAAACGUUUCUAUUAAUUGUGCCAUUACAGUGUACUGAACUGCAUAUGGUCAUGUAUAUAUUUCAUUUUAUUCUGCAUGGUUUCCUACUGCAUUUUUGUGUGCUUUUCUAUUAUUUUACAUGAUGGUAGUUGGACAGUUUUGUUUACUAUUUUUGUAAACUGCUAGAAUAUACAACAAUUUUUCAUAAACAAUUGGGGAGGGGGUUACCGCAGGAGGAAUAACACUGAAACACGAAAGCUCACCAAAGGAUAUUAGUUGCUAACACUGCCAAACAAUGGCACUUUUGCACUCUAUUACAGUAGUACAAAAAGGGUCCAGCAGGAACGGCAAAGGGCACUGGGGCAACUAAUUGCACACUCAUCCCCAAGUGGCAUUUGGCCAUGCCUUUCCAGCGUUGGCUUUCAAGUCUAUUCCAGGUCUCUAUUAUCAUAUUAUGCAAAUUCAUCUUGGUCUAAAACAAGAAUGGGUGACUUAAGACCCAUAAUUCUCCAACCUUAUUUUUGCCAUUCCUACAAUUGCACUGCCAAAAUUUAGUGAAUACAAAGCCAGUUCCUGGUAGCAUGAACGUUGGUUUUAUUUUUCAUGGAAAUAAGAAUGAAAAUGAGUGUGUUAAGCCGUUGCUUAGCUUAAGACACCUGUUUUCUUUUACCCGACACCAGCUUCCCAAAAAGGACCUGAAAAAAGUCCUCCUUCUCCAGGGAUCUCACUAGAGAAUUGGUGAUCUCCCAAGAUUUGGAGUGGCAGCCCACAGUGGAAUCUGGGGCCUGUUCAUUGUAUAUAUGCACGUGCUUGCUCUCUCUACACACACGUGCACUAAUGCACGCUCUCUCAUACACACAUACUCCCACAAACAUACAUAUAUAUUAACCAAACUGUAGCUCACAUCUUCUCCUGCUUUUCCCAUUUACUUCUCAUCAUAAAUCAACAUUAUAUGGCACGCGUAUCAUUUGAGAUUAAAGUACAUAAAUAAAAAUUUGGUUUAAUAUUUUAUCAUUCUUAACAAUGAAAAGAAUCAUUUGUAAAGCAGAAAUCAUUACUGAUUUUUACUUCAUGCUGUAGCACAGUAUGCCAAUACAAAGCCUUCAUUAUCUAUGAAGCUGAGCACCCUAAGGAGAUUGUGCAGUACAUAUUUUUCAUAAAAAAGAUUUGGCCUUCCUCUUUUCUGAAGCAUCUCUGCUUUAAUCUUGCACAAAGAGCAAUCUCCCUGCUUCUCAGAAAUCUUUGGUUCCAAUCAAGCACAAACAUCCUAUUUCUAUCACCAGUAUGAAAGAGCACACUCUGUGUAAUUAUAAACUACAAUUGCAAUAUUAUAAGAACUAUUGCGUUUCAGCAAGCUUUAAGGAGGCAAAAUUAAACAAUUCAUGCAUAUAGAUUCCCCUUCACUAGGUAUAUUCAGGCAGAGGCCUGAUAGCCAUCUGAGGGAGAGGCUUUAAUCUGGAUUCCUACACUACGGAGACUUGAUGACCUAAAUGCCCUAUAAUUCUAAUUCCAUAGGAGAGCAGUACAGCUAGUCCUUGUUUAGGGACUGCCUCGUUUAGAGACCAUUUGCCAUUAUGACGGUGAUGAAAAAGUAACUUUACAACCAAGCCUCGCCGUUAUGACCUUCGCAGGUCAGCAAAGGAAA
Molecule: messenger RNA, 6139 nt
Organism: Python bivittatus (Burmese python)
Lineage: Eukaryota; Metazoa; Chordata; Lepidosauria; Squamata; Pythonidae
Gene: COLEC10
Product: collectin subfamily member 10
Biological process (GO): ossification
Molecular function (GO): growth factor activity
Source: RefSeq, a predicted model, not a curated record